Molecule: messenger RNA, 1362 nt
Organism: Pelecanus crispus (Dalmatian pelican)
Lineage: Eukaryota; Metazoa; Chordata; Aves; Pelecaniformes; Pelecanidae
Source: RefSeq, a predicted model, not a curated record
AAGGGAACAAAGCAGGUGGCUAAUGGGCUGUUUUUCUGUUUCAGUGGAGCAUGACAGAGAGUUUCACCAUCAGCGCUGCCACUACCGAGAGUUCAGGUUUGAUCUCUCCAGAAUCCCAGAGGGGGAAGCGGUGACGGCUGCCGAGUUCAGGAUAUAUAAGGAUUACAUCCGUGAACGCUUCGAUAACGAAACGUUCCAGAUUAGUGUCUACCAAGUACUCCAGGAGCACCCGGGAAGGGAUUCGGAUCUGUUCCUGCUCGACUCUCGAACAAUCUGGGCUGCAGAAGAAGGGUGGCUGGUGUUUGACAUUACUGCAACCAGUAAUCACUGGGUGGUGAAUCCCCAGCACAAUCUUGGCCUGCAGCUCUCCGUGGAAGGCAUCGAUGGGCAAAGCAUCAAUCCCAAACUGGUGGGUCUCAUCGGAAGGCACGGCCCGCAGAACAAGCAGCCGUUCACGGUAGCCUUCUUCAAAGCCACCGAGGUCCAUCUCCGCAGUAUUCGCUCCACGGGAGGGAAGCAAAGGAGCCAGAAUCGAUCAAAAACGCCAAAGAACCAGGAAGCUUUCCGGGUGUCAAAUAUUGCAGAGAACAGCAGCAGCGACCAGCGACAAGCCUGCAAGAAGCACGAGCUCUACGUCAGCUUCAGGGACCUGGGGUGGCAGGACUGGAUCAUCGCUCCGGAGGGCUACGCUGCGUAUUACUGUGAAGGAGAAUGUGCUUUCCCGUUGAAUUCAUACAUGAAUGCUACAAAUCAUGCCAUUGUACAGACACUGGUUCACUUUAUAAACCCAGAGACUGUGCCGAAACCCUGCUGUGCUCCUACACAACUCAAUGCCAUCUCAGUACUCUAUUUUGAUGACAGCUCCAAUGUUAUCUUAAAAAAAUACAGGAACAUGGUGGUACGAGCAUGUGGCUGUCAUUAGGUUUGUAGGAAAGGAAAAAAAAAAAAGUUAUUUGUAAAGAGUGGUUUUGUAUGGCUAUGUGGGGGAGGGGAAAAGGUUAGCACUCCAGCAAUGGGUUUAAAAAAAAUCCCAAACAGUUUUUAGGACUGGGCUUCUGAAAGUUCAGACAAUGGAACAGUUUCUGGAUCUAAGUGGCAUUUGAACACAUUUUGUUUUAGUUUAUUACAGACAAUGAGCUUGUAAACUGAAACAAGCCAGAGAAACCAUUUAAAACCAAAUCUGCCUACAAAAUUGGCUCCUACAAUACAUAUUUUUGCAAAUGAGUCUUUCUGAAGAUUGCAAACUCACCAGUGCUGAUUGUGAGUUAAAAAAUAAUAAUCUAUCCAAGGUGAGAAUGUGCUGUGACUAAUAAGCAUGUGUAGUUCCUGUAACACAGUUUGCAAUAAAAUAAGUGAACAAAA